This is a messenger RNA of Morus notabilis, 1893 nucleotides long. Its product is annotated as amino acid permease 6. Gene Ontology annotation, cellular component: plasma membrane. The coding region runs from base 111 to 1565 and encodes 484 amino acids. NCBI's taxonomy places the organism in Eukaryota, Viridiplantae, Streptophyta, Magnoliopsida, Rosales, Moraceae. The transcript has 7 exons. The record is from RefSeq and is a predicted model, not a curated record.
UCGUCUCAACCAUUUCUCUCAACCAAACCAAACUCCAAACUUUUCUCUUCACACCCACACACAAGCCUGCCUCUAACACACAGGAGGUAGAAGAGAGAAAGAGCAAGAAAAUGGCUAAGGAAUAUCAGAAGAACAGCAUGUUCAUAGAGCAAAACCCACAAUCCGCCGUCCUCGAGAACGGCGACUUCCGCAAGAACGUCGACGAAGACGGCCGUGCCAAAAGAACCGGGACAUGGGUAACGGCGAGUGCACACAUCAUAACGGCCGUGAUUGGGUCGGGAGUGCUGUCUCUGGCAUGGGCCAACGCGCAGUUGGGCUGGGCCGCCGGCCCAGCAGUCCUGAUGGCCUUCUCUUUCAUCACUUACUUCACCUCCACCCUCCUCGCCGACUGUUACCGGGCACCGGACCCCGUCACUGGCAAGCGGAACUACACCUACAUGGACGCGGUCAAAGCCUAUUUAGGGGGAAGAAAAGUUCAGCUCUGUGGAUUGGCGCAGUAUGGAAAUCUGGUUGGGAUAACCGUCGGUUACACUAUCACUGCCUCUAUCAGUAUGGUAGCCGUGAAAAGGUCAAACUGUUUCCACAAGAACGGCCAUUCUGCAAAGUGUUCCAUAUCAAACUACCCGUUUAUGAUAAUAUUCGGUUGUAUCCAAAUAGUUCUGAGUCAAAUCCCAAACUUUCACGACCUCUCAUGGCUCUCCAUACUCGCUGCCGUCAUGUCCUUUGCUUAUUCCAGUAUUGGCGUUGGUCUCUCCAUAGCAAAAGUCAUAGGUGGAACACAUGCAAGGACAACCUUAACCGGAGUGACAGUUGGAGUGGACGUGACGGGAUCAGAAAAGGUUUGGAGGACAUUCCAAGCCAUCGGAGAUAUUGCUUUUGCUUAUGCCUUUUCUACCGUUCUUAUUGAAAUACAGGAUACAUUGAGAGCAAGUCCCCCGGAGAACAAAUCCAUGAAAAAAGCAACUUUUACUGGCAUAGCGACUACCACGACGUUCUACGUCCUGUGUGGUUGCGUUGGCUAUGCAGCAUUUGGAAAUAAUGCACCUGGAAACUUCCUCACUGGAUUCGGAUUCUACGAACCCUUUUGGCUAAUCGAUUUCGCAAAUGUCUGCAUCGCCAUUCAUCUCAUCGGUGCCUAUCAGGUCUUCUCCCAACCCAUAUACGGAGUUGUGGAAAGGUAUUGCUCAAACCGCUUGUCGGAGAACAAGUUCAUAACAAGCGAGUACGCUGUUAACAUUCCGUUCCAUGGUGCUUAUUACGUCAGCCCUUUCAAGGUGGUGUGGAGAACCGCCUACGUUAUAUUGACGACAGUGAUAGCUAUGAUUUUCCCUUUCUUCAAUGACUUCUUGGGUCUCCUCGGGGCAGCCUCGUUUUGGCCGUUGACCGUUUACUUCCCUAUCGAAAUGCACAUUGCUCAGACCAAAACCCCCAAGUACUCCUUCAGGUGGACCAUGCUCAAGACCUUGAGUUGGGCAUGUUUGGUAGUGUCAAUUGUGGCUGCUGCUGGUUCUGUUCAAGGAUUGGCCACAGAUGUUAAGACAUAUAAGCCCUUCAAGACACAAUAAUCCUUUGCCAUAUAGCUUUUAGUGGGUCCCCAGCAUUUGUGUGAUAGAUUUCCUCUUUUCUUUAACCAUAAAAAGAUAUUUUACCUGCAAGUCUGUACGUCAUCUUUGCUGCCAAAUGUUUGUAAGGUCUUUUAGACUGGCUGAAUAUUUACAAUAUAUUCAUCUGAAGGAGCAAAAGAAACAAGGCUAAAUGGAAGUUUCUUCAAUAAGGUUACAGACACCAUGGCUUUUGUGAUUUGUUUACCGUUUUAACUCCUCAAGCAUCUAGUAAAUUCAUGCUUGAUAAGUUCGGACAAAGUAAACAAAAUGUGACAAGGUAUUUUCUUUC